This is a messenger RNA of Pipra filicauda (Wire-tailed manakin), 6293 nucleotides long. It is a transcript of the gene ABHD18, whose product is annotated as abhydrolase domain containing 18. The coding region runs from base 2185 to 3603 and encodes 472 amino acids. Lineage: Eukaryota; Metazoa; Chordata; Aves; Passeriformes; Pipridae. The record is from RefSeq and is a predicted model, not a curated record. The transcript has 15 exons.
GGAAUCGCCGGGGCUCCCCCUCACGGCACUGCCCGGCCCCGGGGGCGGGCUCGGUGUCCGGGGGGCUGAGGGGGCGGAGGGGCCGCGGGUUUCCGUGCCCCGCCUUCCGCCGCCCCUUGUCGGGGGGCUGGGGUAGUGCUGGGUCCCUCUAGGGCGGGCCUGGGGGAAUUUGGGUUUGGGAGCCCCACCUGCACCCCCAGUCAGCGUCUGCUGAGCCCUGUGGGUGCAGGGAGCUGCUCGCGCCUCUGGUUUUGGCCUCCUUGUUAAUCCUCAGGCUCCUCUGUGUCCAUCCUGUCGUGUGGAAUCAUUGUGGGGUUUGUGUCUGAAUUGUCGCCGUGACUUCUCUGUGAUUUCUUUGAUUUUAAACAAUCAUUUCUUCGAGAAAAGGACCUGGCGUUAAUUGGAUGAGAUAUUUUUAAAUAAAGUCGUAGGGUAGGGAAGUUAAGGAUUCAGCCUUCUAAAACAGACUUUCGUGGCCUUUUCCGGUUGACUUCUUGUUGGGAGCUGUUUCACGUCCAUUUAUAGUAUAGAAGCAGCACUCUGGGCUGUCCUUAAUGUACUUUCCAGGGAUGUUCUUGUAGCUGAAGUUGCUUGCACUGGAUAGAAAGAGAUGGCUGAUGUUUUAUGUGUUGGAUUUUGAAUGAAUUUUUAUGUCUGUUUCUAUGAAAUAAAUGUUCAUGCCAAAAAUUUAUAGUUAGUGUGCAGCAUGAGGGUUCUGGAAGCAAAAACUCUUCCUAGAGCAAGAGCCUGGUUAUAAUUUAUUUCUAGUUUUCCUUGUCGUCUUCUCUGAAAAACACAAUUUUAAAACGAAGGGAUCACUUCUUACUGUGGUUUUUUAUCUACUGCAAUUUCCAUUCACAACUCAAAAUUAUGUAAAGCUUACCAUGGUAACAGUACAUUCAUUUGAGAUUCAUAACACAGAUAGUGUCUCUUGGGCUACAGAACUCUGCAGCAUCUUUAUCAGGUCACUGCUUCCAGCUGACUUGUCUUACAAAGGGAUCGGGCGGCGACAGGUGUGCUAUCAAGUGGUGGAAAUCCAGUCGCAUUCUGAAACAAGCUCUGCUGAUUCUUUCAUCAAACUCUCACUACUCUAAUACACUCGUUAAUGUGAAGUUAUGAUCCUUCAGCCUCCAACAGUUGGAUUUGCCUUUUCUGACAGUAAAAGUGUUUGUAAUUGCCUUUCCAUGUAGAUGUGGAUGGGCAGUGACAGAAGCAUGUCCUACCCUUUUGUUACGGAGAUUAAAAAUUUGGGGGGAUGGCCCCUAUUCUGUCUCAAUAAUAUUUCUGAGAAAUUCUAUACAACAUACUUCAUCUACUAGAAAUAUUUUUUUUUUCUUUUAGUGUUUCCUGUACUCUUUCCAGUAGUGGUUUAAUUUUGAUUCUGAUUAAUUGAAAUGUUCUGAGUUACUUCAGAGUCUUCAUACAAUCAAUGAAACAGAGGAUGAGGCAAUCCUUUUGCCUCAAUCAGUGUUGCAUUUAAAUAUAAUGCACUUGUCUAGAAAGUUGUUCUGGCAUUCCUUUGGUGCAGCAGACAGCUCAUCAGACCAGACUUUGAACUCAAAGCAAAAUCCACAUCUUCAUGUCUUCUCUCUUGGUUGGCUUUUGUUUUGGAGAGGAUUUAAAAAAAACCAAACAAAACAACAAUCAACCAAACAAAACAUACAAGGCUGCUUUGUUAAGCAUCGAAACAUUGAGUUUCCUUUUCACAAUUGCUAGCAAGCAGUGUACCAAUAGAACUGCAAAGGCAGUUUUAGUGUAUUUUUGGCAACAUAGAUUUACUCUUGUGUGUUCUCACUCUGAACUGUCUUCCCAGCCUCCCAGAGGGUCCACUCUGUUGCUGCUCCUGUCUCUACCACCCAAUUCUCUUCCAGCACCCUGAAAAUACCAAGCUAUCCCCCUGCUCCAAAAAACAGAGGAGAGACCUUGCAGCAGUGAGCAAAUAUUUCCCAUCUGACACCCCAACAGCAUGUGAAAUCAAUGGAUAUCUCCAGAGCGGGCAAGGAAAACGAUUAUAUUGAGGUGUACACAGAUCCUGGACCUUUUUUUUAAUUGAAUAAUCUGUAUCCUGCUGACCAAGAAACCAAUUUUGAGUUCUCCUUUUUUGUUGUGGUGGUCUUUUUAUCCUUCCCCAUUGGAAGAGCUCAGUAGUGGCUCCCUGUUCACUUCAAUGUCAGUUUGCUGCUAAUGGGUGUAAGUAAAUUAGAUGUCUUAUACAGAAAGCUCCUCCUCACUAAACUUUUCAUCAGAGGAUGGGGAAAGCCAGAGGAUCUGAAAAGAUGUCUUGAAAGUAAGAAAAAAAUAAUAUUUGAAUUCAGAAAGAUUAUUGGAAACAGGGAAACAUGCCAGACUCUGGUUUCAAAAGAUUAUCCAGUGUUUAUUGACAAGGUUGAGGGGCAAUCCGACUGUAAAAUCCUUGAGGGGCACUUCAUUUCCCCCUUGGCACAUUGUGUCCCAGGUAUACUGCCAGUCGAAUCUCUUGUAGCAAGAUUUCAGUUCAUCAUACCCAGAAGAUGGAACAGCAAGCACAGACCUGUGUGCAUUCAUUUAGCGGGCACUGGAGAUCAUCACUUCUGGAGGAGACGGACACUAAUGGCAAGGCCAAUGAUUAAAGAAGCCUGUAUGGCUUCCCUGUUGCUAGAAAACCCUUAUUAUGGCUGUAGAAAACCUAAGGAUCAAAUACGGUCAUGUUUAAAAAAUGUCUCGGACCUGUUUGUGAUGGGAGGAGCUCUAAUUCUAGAAUCGGCAGCUCUUUUGCACUGGCUAGAGAGAGAAGGCUAUGGACCGCUAGGGAUGACUGGAAUAUCCAUGGGAGGACAUAUGGCUUCACUGGCAGUGACAAAUUGGCCUAAACCAUUGCCAUUGAUUCCGUGUCUUUCCUGGUCAACAGCUUCUGCAGUCUUUACUACGGGUGUGUUGAGCAAGGCAGUGAACUGGAGAGAGCUCGAGAAACAGUAUUUUACACAAACUGUUUAUGAAGAAGAAAUAAUUCAAAUGCUUGAAUACUGUGGAACAGAUUCUUUCAAGAUGGGACAAGAUUUUGUUAAAAACUUCCCUGACAGUGUGCACAGUCUGGAGGAUAUGGAUGUUACCUCCAGGAUGUUCAACCUUGAGUCCAUGAGCACUGCUGUAUCUAAAGAAGCUGUUCACAGCUUUACUGCAAAUAAAAGUACUCUAAGUGCCUCUUCAGAAAGACUCUUAAUACAAGAUGCUCCUAAAAUGCAGUGCAUAAAUCAAACAUUUUCAACCAGUAGCAGUAGCAAUAAAAACUUAACCGGCCCACAAGGAUGCAGGAUAAAUACAAGAAGAAAGAGUGACACUUUACAGAGAGAAUCCAUAAGGUUCAUGAAAGGAGUAAUGGAUGAAUGUACCCAUGUAGCUAACUUCUCAGUUCCAGUUGACCCAAGUUUAAUCAUAGUUGUACAAGCCAAGGAGGAUGCAUAUAUUCCUCGUACUGGGGUGCGCAGUCUUCAGGAAAUCUGGCCGGGGUGUGAAAUUAGGUAUCUGGAUGGAGGUCAUGUCAGUGCCUACCUCUUCAAACAAGGACUCUUUAGACAAGCAAUUUACGAUGCGUUUGACCGGUUUCUUCAGAAAUACGCUGUUUGAAAAAUCUUCAUAAUGCGUUCAAACUGAUCUCAUUUGUAAUUCAGUGUACUGGAACUCGUAUUUGGAAAACAAGCUGCUUGCAACAUUGAGUAGCCACUGACUUUGGCUGUUGUAGGUAACAAUAACUGGAAAUGGUGAAGUACCAGCAUUACUUUCAUUUCAACCCAGUGCCAUUCUGACACAGCUGCUUCAGCAUUACCUGUGAAAAAUCAAUGGCAGCAUUUGUCAGCAUUCAUGUACUUUGUGUCUAAUCAGGUUGUGUAUUCCUUGAAUUCUGAAUCAAUUCUGAAUUGUGUGUCAGUGGAAAAUAGACCAGUCUAAGUAUUGAAAGAAUGUAAAAUGUGCUGUACGGCUAAGCUGCUCUCUUGUGUUUAGUGUGUUUCUGGUUUGUUCCAUAUGCCUUGGUUUCCUCUUGCUUCCUUGUGCCCUUGCUACUCCCAUUGUGUUUUACUACAGCUUUGCCAGUGCUCAGCCUCGUGUGUUUGUCACUGGUUUUCUCUUCAAUUAUGAAUUGAAAAUGAGCUGUAAUAGGAGGGGCAGCAUCUAAUCUUGCAAAAAGAGACUGUGACAAUUCAAUGAAAAGUGAGAGAGAGACGUUUUCAUUCAAUACAUCCUUGAAGUUUUUCUGCCACUGAAAUAACCGUGCCGUUCCAGAAGGAUCAUGUAGCAAUUCAUCAGUCAGGUUCACAAAACUGGAAUAAGUGAAAAUCAACUGUCUGGUUAUUAAUUCUUUACAUUAAUUCAGUUGGAUAACAAAAAUUUCUAGUUUGUUUUUUUUUUUUUAAAGAAUGGUAGAAGAGAUAGAGAUUUCAUCAUUUACAGUGGCUGCUUUUAGGCAGUUAAAUCAACAGCAGAUUAUAUGGUGCUAUGAAGACCUGCUGGGAAUAUUUCAACAGAAGUCCUUUUUAAAGUACACUCAGUGCUGAUAUGCAAAAUACACUUUCAUUGUAUAAUUUUAAAAAUACAUGAGACUAAAUGUUUUUAAAACAGUUAGGUUUGCUCCUUAUUUUUCAUCACUUGGGUUUUUUUAAAUCAAUGGAAAAUAAUGAAAUUCGGAUCUUGAACACACUUAAGAAAAAAGCCUCUUUUGGGAUCAAAAAUGCCAACAAAGUACACUAUCAUAUAAGGUUGUCAUGUAGUGACCGUAUGUGGUAUCUCUCCAUGUCUUUUUUUGUGGUAAUCUCCUGCAACAUUCUCUUAAAGCCAAUUCGCAGAGAGGUGGAAAACUGGAACACUUCAGUAUUAAUUUUAGUACAGUCAUGACCAGGGUUACACUGAAACAAAUUGAAAAACCCAGCCAUUUCUUAGGAUGUUCAACUUCUGCACCUUUCCAAUCAAGCACUUUUGAUCUCCAUGGUUAGUGUGAAGAUUUUUAGUAGGCAGAGUAUGGAGCAAACAAAGCUCGGUUUAUAUAUUUUCUUGAAUUUUACUCUGACAGGACUAAUAACUGUGAAGAAGUCAUGGUUCACUUGAAAAUCAGGUAUGUUUAGGUAAAACUGAAGAGCAACAAUUCACAAUAACCCAAAUUAUUUAAGAUACAAAUUUACUGAAAAUGCAAAAGAAGUUCUGCUCUUUUGGAAGUGAAAUUGCUUCUCUCAAGGGGUUUUUCAUAAUUUCUUUGGACAGCGUUGGCUUUGUAUAUAUUAGGAGCAAGUGUGAAGUGACUAACAUGGUUAAAUACAAAAUAUUGUAAACACCAAAUAUUGGAGGGUUUGAAUUCAAAUAUAAGUAAGUUUACAAAUUUAAAAUUGGCAGCUUGAAUACUGUACUAAGAGAUUUACAGGGUUUACAGUUUACAGGCUCAUUCAUCAACUAAGAGUGCUUUACAAGACUACUCUGCUGUUCAGCAACUUUUGUAGCUCUCACAUUUUAAAUGUAAUUGUGUGCUUUUUGUCCUGUUUCUGUUGCAGCUAUGAGAAAGGGAGAUAUGUGGUGGCAAGGGAAAGGGCUUGAAUAAAUGCAAGAGAGAAAAGACAGAUUUUGUAAAGGCCAGGAGUAAGCACAAAAAAAAAUCAACUACGCUACAAAGUAUAACAUGCCAAAGUAAAUAUUUUCAAAGCGCACAAUACUGGGAAUUACACAACUGAUGGGAACUUGACAUCCUGAGGUUAGUGUUCCAAUGGUAUUAGUAACAAGGUUUAACUUAUCCAAAGGUCAUUCUAUUCACAGAUGAAGAUUUAGGCCAGUGCCACUCCUGGUUGUGAGUGUGUCUUUUGGGACAACUAGUGAAAGACUGGUUUCUGACAAGAAUGAGAAAUCACACUUUGCUCUGUAGCUAAAGUCGUGUUGCCAAGUAUGUAAGCAUUAUUUAAGAAAUUUCUCAGGUUAGAGUAGCAUAAAGGAAAAAGGAGCUCUGUGAUCUGUUUCUGCCAGUUAUCAGACACAGGGAGCUAUUAGGUGGUCUGUGAAGGGGGGAAUCUUGCUGUGUACGUGUUUUUAACCUUUGGGAAAUUGACUUUUUAAACCAGAUUUUAAGGUUAAAGCCUAAGAAAGUAUAAAUAAUCCAUUUUGAUGUUAAAAGAGAAUGUGAUUUUAAUCCAGCAAUUGCAUGAGGGAAAUACUGGAAUCAAAUUCCUGCACUAAAUCCAUGUAGCAGGUAAGCCGUUCUGUAUGUCUUAAACUUAUUGUAAAGCUGGCCUUGGUGAUUUUUUGGUUUUAAAGUUUUUCAAUAAAAGUCCUAAAAAACCAGU